This is a messenger RNA of Colletotrichum acutatum, 548 nucleotides long. RefSeq lists its product as uncharacterized. Bases 140 to 517 code for a protein of 125 amino acids. The transcript has a single exon. Lineage: Eukaryota; Fungi; Ascomycota; Sordariomycetes; Glomerellales; Glomerellaceae. The record is from RefSeq and is a predicted model, not a curated record.
UGAAAAUUCCCAUAUACUCCAGUCUUCCGUUACCAGAACGUCAUUAAUUCGUACCCAACCGGCCAGCCGUAGGAGGACGGCUCGCAAUAUGUCCAUGUAUUAUACAUCUUGAGUCUUUCCUCAAGCAGGCACCAGAUGGAUGAAGCUCAACCACCAGAGCAGCUCUGUAAUACCGCGUGGAGCUUGCCUCGUAAUCCACGUAUUAGUAAUUCCCUUCGCCUCAUUACCGGCCAACCUCGACGUGGUAAUCCUUGGUGACCUGGAUUCCCGAGUUGUAGUUUCCCCCAUCAUCGGAACUACGAUCGUCCGCAAAUGCCGUGGUCUGGCUCCUGGCGCCUUUCGGAUUCACAAUAUGCUCUUGGCUUCCUACAGAUGUGUCGUCGAGCUUCUGAUGGCCAUUCCUGACGCGGGACAUCUUGUGGGAGCUGCCGGUGCCGCCAAAUGUGACCAGACCGGAGUGAGGAGUACUCGGAUUCGUGGAGCCGGUACGUCGAUGAGGGAAAAGCGGCUUGAUUGACGGAGCGUUCGUGCAGAUAAUCGCAAUAACC